AUGAACUGCAUCUCAGAUUUCUUCACCUACGAGACCACCAAGUCGGUGGUUGUGAAGAGCUGGACCAUUGGGAUCAUCAACCGCGCCGUUCAGCUUCUCAUCAUCUCCUACUUCGUGGGGUGGGUUUUCUUGCACGAGAAGGCAUACCAGGUGCGGGACACAGCCAUUGAGUCCUCGGUGGUGACCAAGGUGAAGGGCUUUGGACACUAUGCCAACCGAGUCAUGGACGUGUCUGAUUAUGUGACCCCACCCCAGGGCACCUCCGUCUUUGUCAUAAUCACAAAGAUGAUUGUAACCGAAAACCAGAUGCAAGGAUUCUGCCCAGAGAGCGAGGAGAAGUUCCGCUGUGUGUCAGACAGCCAGUGCGGGCCCGAGCGCUUCCCAGGGGUGGGGAUCCUCACGGGCCGCUGCGUGAACUACAGCUCUGAGCUCCGGACCUGUGAGAUCCAGGGCUGGUGCCCCACCGAGGUGGACACGGUGGAGAUGCCUGUCAUGAUGGAAGCUGAGAACUUCACUAUUUUCAUCAAGAACAGCAUCCGUUUCCCCCUCUUCAACUUUGAGAAGGGAAACCUCCUUCCCAGCCUGACUGCCGCCGACCUGAAGACAUGCCGCUUCCACCCCGACAAGGCCCCCUUCUGCCCCAUCUUGCGGGUGGGAGAUGUGGUCAAGUUCGCGGGGCAGGAUUUUGCCAAAUUGGCCAGCACGGGAGGAGUUCUGGGCAUUAAGAUCGGCUGGGUGUGUGACCUGGACAAGGCUUGGGACCAGUGCAUCCCCAAAUAUUCCUUCACCCGGCUCGACAGCGUUUCUGAGAAGAGCAGCGUCUCCCCAGGCUACAACUUCAGGUUUGCCAAGUACUACAAGACGGAGAACGGCAGUGAGUACCGCACGCUUCUGAAGGCUUUCGGCAUCCGCUUCGACGUGCUGGUGUAUGGGAAUGCUGGCAAGUUUGACAUCAUUCCCACCAUCAUCAGCUCCGUGGCAGCCUUCACCUCUGUGGGAGUGGGGACUGUCCUCUGCGACAUCAUCCUGCUCAACUUCCUCAAGGGGGCCGACCAGUACAAAGCCAAGAAGUUUGAGGAGGUGAACGAGACCACGCUGAAGGUCACGGCCUCGGCCAACCCGGUGUACCCCAGCGACCAAACCACAGAGGAAAAGCAGUCCACGGACUCAGGCGCCUACUCCAUUGGCCACUAG
Messenger RNA from Balaenoptera acutorostrata (minke whale), 1194 nucleotides. It is a transcript of the gene P2RX3, whose product is annotated as purinergic receptor P2X 3. The record is from RefSeq and is a predicted model, not a curated record. The transcript has 12 exons. Gene Ontology annotation, cellular component: nuclear inner membrane; plasma membrane. Gene Ontology annotation, biological process: monoatomic cation transmembrane transport; response to ATP. The coding region runs from base 1 to 1194 and encodes 397 amino acids. Lineage: Eukaryota; Metazoa; Chordata; Mammalia; Artiodactyla; Balaenopteridae. Gene Ontology annotation, molecular function: purinergic nucleotide receptor activity; extracellularly ATP-gated monoatomic cation channel activity; ATP binding.